This is a messenger RNA of Tupaia belangeri chinensis (Chinese tree shrew), 4328 nucleotides long. RefSeq names its product zinc finger RANBP2-type containing 3 (gene ZRANB3). Gene Ontology annotation, biological process: replication fork processing; DNA repair. Bases 81 to 3311 code for a protein of 1076 amino acids. Lineage: Eukaryota; Metazoa; Chordata; Mammalia; Scandentia; Tupaiidae. The transcript is spliced from 21 exons. Gene Ontology annotation, cellular component: nuclear replication fork. The record is from RefSeq and is a predicted model, not a curated record. Gene Ontology annotation, molecular function: ATP binding; nucleic acid binding; DNA endonuclease activity.
CGUCACUUCCGCUCAGGGCGGUCACAUCCCAAACCUGUGGCGCGAGUUGGAGGUUUUGCUGCUAAUCCUCCAGGAUUAUCAUGUCUAGAGUCUGUAACAAGAAAAAAUCUCUUACGCCUCAGAUUUCUUGUUUGACAAAUGAAUCUUACAAACAGCUGGAAAUUUUGCCUGAAAACCUAAGAGCGAAGCUGCUUCCAUUCCAGAAAGAUGGCAUCAUUUUUGCCCUUAGAAGAGAUGGCAGAUGUAUGGUGGCUGAUGAAAUGGGUCUAGGAAAGACAAUUCAGGCGAUUUCAAUUGCUUACUUCUAUAAAGAGGAAUGGCCUCUUCUAAUAGUAGUCCCAUCAUCUCUGAGGUAUCCUUGGACAGAAGAAAUUGAGAAGUGGAUCCCAGAGUUAGGUCCAGAAGAAAUCAAUGUCGUUCAGAAUAAAACUGAUGUCGGGAGAAUAUCGACCAGCAAAGUGACAGUUCUAGGUUAUGGUCUUUUAACUGCAGAUGCAGAGAUUUUGAUAGAUGCACUGAAUAAUCAAAACUUCGGAGUGGUUAUAGUGGAUGAAUCACACUACAUGAAGUCCAGAAAUGCAACUCGCAGCAAGAUUUUAUUGCCCAUAGUACAGAAAGCCAGAAGGGCCAUUCUUCUUACAGGAACUCCAGCCCUGGGAAGGCCUGAAGAGCUUUUCAUGCAAAUUGAAGCUCUCUUUCCACAAAAAUUUGGAACAUGGUCUGACUAUGCCAAAAGAUACUGUAAUGCACAUAUCAGAUAUUUCGGUAAAAGGCCUCAGUGGGAUUGUAGAGGGGCAUCAAAUCUUAAUGAACUUCACCAGCUAUUAAGUGACAUAAUGAUUAGAAGAUUAAAGACUGAAGUUUUAAGUCAGCUGCCCCCUAAAAUCAGACAGCGGAUUCCAUUUGAUCUUCCGUCAGCUGCAGCCAAGGAAUUGAAUACCAGCUUCGGAGAGUGGGAAAAAUUAAUGAGAGCUCCACAUUCAGGUGCUACAGAGACUGUCAUGGGGUUGAUUACUCGCAUGUUUAAACAAACUGCCAUUGCCAAGGCAGGUGCUGUAAAGGACUAUAUUAAGAUGAUGCUUCAGAAUGAUUCACUGAAAUUUCUGGUAUUCGCUCACCAUUUAAGCAUGCUCCAAGCUUGUACGGAAGCAGUCAUUGAAAACAAGACUCGUUACAUUAGGAUAGAUGGAAGUGUGCCUUCCUCAGAAAGAAUACAUCUUGUUAAUCAGUUUCAAAAGGAUCCUGAUACCCGUGUGGCUAUCCUAAGCAUUCAGGCUGCUGGCCAGGGUUUAACAUUUACGGCCGCAAGUCAUGUCGUAUUUGCUGAAUUGUACUGGGACCCUGGACAUAUAAAACAAGCAGAAGACCGUGCUCACCGAAUUGGACAGUGCAGUUCUGUGAAUAUUCACUAUCUCAUUGCCAAUGGGACUCUAGACACCCUUAUGUGGGGAAUGUUGAAUCGCAAGGCUCAGGUUACAGGGAGCACACUGAAUGGUAGGAAGGAAAAAAUUCAGGCAGAGGAAGAUGAUAAGGAAAAAUGGGAUUUCCUGCAGUUUGCGGAAGCUUGGACUCCAAAUGACAAUUCUGAAGAACUAAGGAAGGAAGUUUUGUUCACUCACUUUGAAAAAGAAAAACAGCAUGAUAUUCGAUCAUUCUUUUUACCAAAACCUAUAAAAAGGCAGUUGGUGACCUCCUGUGAUGAAUCAAGAACAUUCCAAGAAAAAAAUACUCUAAUGGCAUCAGACCCUAGAAAAAUAUCUGCAAGCGAUGUUGCUUAUGAAAGUGAUUUUGAACCUGAAGUUAAAAGACUGAAAUUGGUUACCACAGAUGACCCUUGCAAUCCCCUGGAAGAGAAGCUGUCCUGUCCCAGGCAAAGCAAGGCUCCACUCACAGAUGGUGUCUAUGAGGCCAGCUCCCAGCCAGACGCUCCAGCCCUUCCUGGAAAGGGCUGGCAGUGUGGUUUCUGCACCUAUCUCAAUCAUUCAAUGUUACCUUGUUGUGAAAUGUGUGAGAAUCCUCGAGUCAGUGCUGAUAACCUCAACCAUAUCCAGAAUAAAAACAGAAAUGAGAAGGAUGACUCUGAGAAAGACACUUCCCAAAAUGCUCAAACUAGCUCAGCUUGUGAGAAACAAGUCCUUGCACAGUCAGAACCUGACCCGUUGGCCGAGAGCGAGAAAGAAACACCAGAAAUUGAGAGGGAAGAUGGACUUACACCCCAGCCAAGUAAUGAGAUAUUGAAGAGUUCAGAUGCUUUGCCGGUGUAUGACACCUUAAUGUUUUGUGCAAGCAGGAAUACUGACCGCAUUCACCUCUUUUCCAAGGAUGGAAAACAGAUGAACUGUAAUUUCAUUCCUCUGGAUAUAAAAUUAGACCUGUGGGAAGACUUACCAGCAAGCUUUCAGCUGAAACAAAAUCGCUCACUGAUUUUAAGGUUCGUUCGGGAAUGGAGCAGUCUAACUGCCAUGAAGCAAAGGGUAAUCAGGAAAAGCGGGCAUCUGUUCUGUAGCCCAAUUAUUGCUUUGGAAGAGAUUGCAAAGCAACAAACUAAACAAAAUAGUACCAAAAGAUAUAUAACCAAAGAAGAUGUUGCCGUAGCCUCGAUGGACAAGGUGAAGAAUGACGGGGGCCAUGUCCGUCUGAUCACAAAGGAGUCCAGGCGAUGGGACCCUUCCACAAAAAAGUUUCUUGAAGAUGGGGCCCAUGUCCCAUUUCUAAAUCCCUGCACUGCUCAACCAGCUCUCACUGGGAUGCCUUCCACAUCCAGAGGCUAUUUGCAAGCUGUGAAUAAUGAAGGAAACCCACUUUGCCUCCGCUGUCAGCAGCCCACUUGCCAAACUAAGCAAGAGGAUAAAACCAAUGCUUGGGAUUCACGAUUUUGCUCUCUGAAAUGUCAGGAGGAGUUUUGGAUUCGAUCUAAUAAUGGUUACCUGCGAGCCAAAGUAUUUGAAACUGAACAUGGGGUUUGUCAGCUGUGUAAUGUGAAUGCACAAGAGCUCUUUUUACGUCUGAGAGAUGCCCCUAAAAGUCAGAGAAAGAAUCUUUUGGAUCCUACUUGGACAUCAAAGCUCCCAUUGGAACAGCUCAAUGAAAUGAUAAGAAACCCAGCAGAAGGACAUUUCUGGCAGGUGGAUCACAUCAAGCCAGUGUACGGGGGAGGGGGACAGUGCUCCCUGGACAACCUGCAGACUCUCUGCACAAUCUGUCAUAAAGAGAGAACUGUCAGACAAGCCCAGGAAAGAAGCCAGGUGAGAAGACAGUUUCUAGCAUCAAAGCAUGGAUCAGACAUCACACGUUUUUUGGUAAAAAAGUAAAGUACAAAAAUAAUGGAUGAGUAAUGGCUUACAUGUGGAAGAAUUUAAUGCAAUUUUUUCAUGUUUGUCUGAUAGUCUAAGAAUGAAAAUUUUCCAAACAAAAAUCAAGAAUUCAAAUUCUGUUUUUACCCUGAGUACUUUUAGUGUUGCAUACCUUCUCAAAAUACCUAAUAGAAGUUGAGCUGCCCUAUCAGACAUUUCGAUGGUCAUGUUAUGUCAUACAGACUCUCAGUUAUGUCUCAGCAAGGCUAGUUAAGCUUUCAUUUCCCCCAAUAUGCCUUAAUCGCUGUGUCAUACAUAGAUAAUGUUUAAAAAAUAUACUGUCAAUUACCUGAAAAAUGUUGUGGAUUAGGAUUGGUUCUGGACUGUUGUAGGUGUAAAUGGAACAAUGUAAAAUUCAGAGGCAAAUCAUCAUUAUUCAAGAAUUCUGGGCCAAGCAUGACCAGUGUUUAGGGUGCAAGAAAGACUUGUUCACUACAUGCUUUAAAAUAGGCUUGGGGUACACAAUUUUGUUAUCUUUUCUGCUUUAUUAGCUAAAAGGUACUUUUGAAAAUGAGCUGAUUGUAUCUAUGGUGUCCAUAGACAAUUCAGGUGUUCUGGUUGAAAUAAUUGUUAAAAACUAACUGAAAACACAAAAUGUAAAUUGUCACCUAAGCUUCAUUUUUUUAGGGUUUGUGUGUGGACAUAAAACUAGACUCACUUCCAAAACACCCUUUGUCUCCUGGUUCUCAUUUUCUGUUUUUAAAAUCCUGUCUUGGCUUAGCUGGGACAGUACAUGCUACUAAGGUGCUGUGCUCCAGGCAGGACCGCCGGGAGGCCCAGGUUUGAGUCUAGUCCGACCCAAAGGCAGGCACAAUGACACAGCUGUCUCAGUAACUUGGGAGACUGCAAAGGGAGAGACAAGAGUUCACGGCCAGUGAGGGCGACAGUGCGCGACUCUAAAAAAGCCUGUGUGUUACACACCUGUGAGCCAGGAUACUUGGGAGACUGGGGCAGGAGGAUGGUGACGUAGCAAAA